AUGGCGCCCCAGCCUGAGUCCAUGCUGGCGUACACAAAGCAGAAGAAAAUCGAGAAAGCGCUGGACCACUGUGAGAAGGCCCUGCGGGAGCGGCUAAAAAUCGCAGUAACGUCGGAGCUCCGGGGCAAGGUGCACUACCGGAAGGCAGAAGCCUAUGAGGUUAGCGGGGAGGUCUCUAAAGCCAUUGCCAGCUGCAAGUUAUCCCUGGAGGUAAAUCCAGACAAUCCCGACGCUCGAAAGAAGCUGUCGCAGCUGAAGGCGCAAGAGGCCGACCAACGGAAGCGUGAGCGAUCACUCUUUGCGGGCUUGCGGGGUGUUUGUGCUUCCCAAGCUGUCAGCCCAGAGGCACAGGCGCCAAAGGCCGCGCCAGCGCCUGCUGCACCUGACUCCUCCGACGAGGAGUUUGCGGAUAAGGGCGGCGACGACAGUGAUUCCGAGGAGCUUACCUUGGAGCAGCAGAAAGUCCUGGAGCAAGGACUGACUGACCGUGACGCUUCCGCGAGACUGAUGAGCAGCCUCGGCAUGGCAGCAAAGCACGGGCCAGCAGACCCUCAUAUGGUUCAGCCUACGAACAUGACGGUUGGCCCGGAGGUUUUCUGGACGCCAGAGAGCUUCAAAGGCAAGAACGUGAGAAUGAGCAUGGCUAAAGAGCCUGCGCAAGGCUACUAG
Messenger RNA from Symbiodinium pilosum, 669 nucleotides. Lineage: Eukaryota; Dinophyceae; Suessiales; Symbiodiniaceae. The record is from the annotation of a GenBank genome assembly.